Podarcis lilfordi (Lilford's wall lizard) is the source of this 9703-nucleotide messenger RNA. NCBI's taxonomy places the organism in Eukaryota, Metazoa, Chordata, Lepidosauria, Squamata, Lacertidae. The record is from the annotation of a GenBank genome assembly.
AGAGUGCUCACCUCCCAUCCCGGGGGCGGAGGCGGCCUUGAGGCAUCGCAGGCUGCGCCGCAGCACCUCUCCUGAGAGCAGCGAAGUGGGCUAAGGAGGCGCGCUCCGGAUCCGCCGCCGGUCCACCUUAAACCGCACCGAGGCUGCUCCGCCUCCCCUGCCUCCUUCGCCCGUCCUUCGCCAUGGCUGCGCGGCGGACGCUGGGCUUCGCGGUCCGGAACUACUCGCAAGCAGCAGCCAAGGUAACCCGCCGACCUUUCGCCUUCGAGCCGCCCCGGAGCUCCCCUGGAAGUGCGCGCGCCCGUGUAACCCGGUGGCUUGCAAAGCCUUGCCUGGACUGUACCACUUCGGGCUGCGGGAGAGGAGAAUUGGGGGUCUGGGGACUUCUCCUAUGGGACGGAGAUUAAUUUCCUCCUUCCUACUUAAUAGGGGGCCUAUGCGUAUUUCAAUAAAAUAAAAUGCCGGGGUGGUGGUGGAAAUAGCAAGACAGGGAGAUAGUUGGCUGAACCAUGAUAAUAUUUUUUUUUGGCGGGGGUAAAGCUUAAAAAAAAGUCAUAAUGUAUAUAAAACAGAACAGUUAUGACAGCUGGUGGAAAUUAAACGAUGAAAAACAAAACUAUAAAAUAGGCACGGAGUACAGUUGCGCGUAGGUUAAAAGAACGAAGUCCAAGUAAAGAACACUUAGCGUUAUUUGCUCAUCAGGUCCAGUUCCUGAUCCGCCAAGCUUGUGAGGAGGGUUGUCUUACAAAUGCCAAUUCAUAUAAAAGGUGUCCGAAGGUUCUAGUGCUGAACCGGGAUUAGAAGCUACCCAUAUAGGUCUUCUCCCCGGGGGUGGGGCAGGGGGAAGCUUGUCGAGUGAAGUGGCCAAAGUCCAGCUGAUUCUGCAGCUGCACCUGUGAAAUGGGUUUGUCUCCGUGAAAAUUGCUGGUGGGUGAGAUCAGGCGCAGCUCUCCAACACCUGGAGCCUCAAAACGAGCUCAGGUUUGCUUCCCCCCCCCCUUCCCUCUGAAUCUUUCACAGUUGCCACAAGAGGCAGAAAUUCAGCCAGUGAAAACUCUUUCUUGGCACAGAGAGGCAGUGGAUGGGAGAGGAGGUUCACCUGUUGAAUUUCUGCCCAUUGUGCAACUGUUUCAACCUAUUAAUAUUUGAGAUAAUGGUACAGAACUAUAAUAGCCAUUAAGGUGUAGAGCAAGACAAUCCCAUGCACAUAUACUCAGAAGCAAAUAUGUGUUCAGUGGGUCUUAAUCCCAAAUAAGGUCACAUCCACACCACACAUUUAAAGCACAUGGCUUCGCCCAAAGUAUUCUGAGAACUGUAAAAUGUUAAGGGUGCUGAUCAUUGUAGCUUCAGGAUUCUUUGAGUGGAGACCUGUGCUUUGACUGUGUGGGCAGUCACCAACCUGUUGCCCUUGAGAUGUUGGAUUACAACACCCAUGAGUGCUGAGGCUGAUGGGAGUAGUAAUCCAAAAACAUCUGGAGGGCAAAGGCUAAUCUACAGUGGUACCUCGCGUUACAUACGCUUCAGGUUACAUACACGUCAGGUUACAGACUCCGCUAACCCAGAAAUAGUAUCUUGGGUUAAGAAAUUUGCUUCAGGAUGAGAACAGAAAUCUUGCUCCGGCUGCGUGGCGGCAGCAGGAGGCCCCAUUAGCUAAAGUGGUGCUUCAGGUUAAGAACAGUUUCAGGUUAAGAACAGACCACCAUAACAAAUUAAGUACUUAACCUGAGGUACCACUGUAUAUGGAUUGGGGCAUGUGGGAAGGAACCUAUGGAAGCAGGCGGAGAGUCUAUAAGGUUUUAUUAUGAAAUCCUUGUGUCUCUCUUGUUUCUUUAUUCCUUGAGCACCCCAAGUCUGCACCCCUUGUUCACUCAGUACCAGUAACGGCUGCGUAGACAUCCACUUGCACCCUCUGCACUUCUGGCUGCCCAUCUGUCUCCAACUGUGCUUCCUUGCUUGUCUUGUCAACCCCCAGCCUUAUAUCUUUCCUGCAGGGCUGGCUGACAGAGGACUUCCUAGAUUCCCUGAGAGAAGUGGUGGGGAGCAGCAAUGUGUCCACAGCCACCCCAGUUUGUGAGCAACAUGGCCAUGACGAGUCCAUGCACAGGUAUGUAGUGGGACUUCCCAGAAUUCCGCUUCUUGAUGAGCCUGUCGGUCAGUGCCUUGGUGAGCCUGUCGGUCAGUGCAGACAAUACUGCGCUAGAUGGACCAAUUUUCUGACUCAGCUUCCUGUGUUCCUACUAGCACUAUAUGCUUGCAUGAGAUGGCUGUCCUUGGCUCCUGGGUAUUGACCAGAGAGCGGAAGAACAAGAGGAGGAAAGUCGACUGGUUGUGCUCAGGCAGAGGGAGAAUGCAGGGCCUCCUAGACAGGCUGCUGCUGUGCCCACUAAAGCAGCUGUACCCCCAAGAGGUGUACCCCAACAUCCUCCGAGAGAUUGCAAAAGAGAUUCCUGAGCAGAGUGUCUCCUCUAGCACUUCCGCCACCUGAGGUGGGCGCUUCACUUUCUCUGCCUCAUGGGCAGCUCUGUUUCAGGAGACAGCCAAAACCUUCAUUUCUAAUCAGGCCUUUGGCUUUUAAUUAUCUGUGGCCUUUUAGAGUGGGUGGGAUGUUUCAAUGUAUCUUCUCUUCCUGGUUUUAAUGCAGGUUUUUUUUUCUAGGUUCCUUUGAGUUGCCAUGGCAAAUAAAGCGACAAAUAAAUUUAAUAAACCAUCAACAACACCAUCAUAGUUCUGACGCAUAACUGGAAGGAGGAAACAGUGACAUUUCCUCACAAAACCAAUGAGGAGAAUAGUGCUUACACAUUUUACCUCAUUUCUCUCUACAAAUACUAGAAAUUGAUUCUCAUUUUUUUUAAGGAGAACUUUUUAUUGUUUUUAGGGUUUGUUGAAAUGGCUUUAACUUUUCUUUCCCCCACAUCUUAUUGUACUAUGCAGUGCACUCACAGCUUCGGCCAGUGAGGCAUUUAUACAUGUGCAAAAUUGAUGGAUAAAUUAUGUUGUCCCACCACCGUCUCUUUAGGUGCCGCCCGCCAGAUGCGGUGGUCUGGCCCCAGAACGUGGAGCAGGUCAGCUUGCUGGCGAAGGCCUGUUACAGCCGUGGGGCACCCAUCAUCCCUUUCGGGACAGGAACGGGCCUAGAAGGGGGCGUGAGUGCCGUGAAGGUAAGGAGGGGAAUGGCAAGCGAAAUGGGAACGGGGAUUGGGGGCAGGGGAAAGGUUGCCGGAGCAGUGAGUGGGGGUGCAGGGUAUGGCUUUGGGGGAGGACAGAGUGCCAAGUGAGGCCAGGCCUGAACAGAGGCCACAUCCACACUGUACAUUUAAAGCACUCUACUCUUGUGCCACUUUAAAGUGUCAUCGCUUCCCCAAAGGAUCUUGGGAACUGUAGUUUGUUAAGGGUGCUGAGACCCCAUUCUGCUCCCAGAGCUACAGUUCUCAGUGGUUUUAUGAUCAAUCCCUCUUCCCAGGGAACUCUGGGAACUGCGGCUCCAGGAGGGGAAUAGAGGUCUCCUUGUAACUCUCAGCACUCUUAGGAAUUUAUAUGUUCCAGGAUUCUUUUGUGGGUGUCGUGACUGCUUAAAGUGGUAUGAUACUGCUUUAAACAGAUGGUGUGGAUGGGGCCUUAGCUUUUGUGUGUGGCAAUCGCUCCUUUUCCCCUGCCUGUUUUUGACUAUUGUUCGAUAAGCCAUCACACCAGUAAAUGAACAAAUUGGCUGCUCUCCAGAGGCAAGGAGAUGGAUUUUAAAGGCUGGGGAAUAGGUGGGACUCCUGCUCCUCCCUGCCCCCCAUGCCAGACUCCUCCUCUUUGGGUUCCCUGUGUUCCCCUUUUGGUAACCCUGUGCUUGUCUCUUUCCAUGGGACAGGGUGGUGUGUGCUUUAACCUGACCCAAAUGGACCAGAUCUCUGAGCUGAACGCAGAGGACUUCACUGUGGCUGUAGAACCCGGUGUGACCCGAAAGGCACUAAACAGCUACCUACGGGGCAGUGGACUCUGGUUUCCUGUAGGUACGCUUGCCUUAAGUACAAUUCUGGGAGGGGUGCAGUGGAGUUGCAUUCUGGGAAAUAAAGGAAUGUGGUAGCGGACCAGCCUAGUGGCUGGCAAGCCAUUGCUGCUUUGAUCUUACCUGCAUUAGGAGGGGGGUGGCCUGGUUUGCCAUUACCUAAUUGCUCCCCCGGCUGUGCCUUUUCCUUCUUCAGACCCUGGGGCUGAUGCUUCUCUCUGCGGCAUGGCGGCCACAAGUGCCUCAGGCACCAAUGCUGUGCGCUAUGGCACCAUGCGCCAAAACGUGCUCAACCUGCAGGUGGUGCUUCCUGACGGGAGGGUCCUCCACACGGCCGGCAAGAGCCGGAGGCCCAGGUACCCAGCUAAAUCACUCUUGCUGUCCUGAAGCUCCUUCUGCGCCUUUCCUCAAAUCUUGGUUUUGGCCGCUUCCAGGCUGCUGCUCUUUUGGGAUGGGGUUCAGUCAUAUGCCAGCAAGUUCAGCUUGCUCAGUUAAAAUGCAUUUGGUUAAUUCUCCAAAAGAUGAGACGUUUUGCAGGAAGGGAAGUGAGGGGGAACACACCAGUAAGUAUGGGAUAAUGUUGGUUUGAUGCAACGUCAUCUAACUCCCGCAGGAGUGAGAUGGGCUUUAAAAGAGGAUUAGACAAAUCCAUGGAGGAAAUGGCAAUCGAUGGCUGUCAGCCAUGAUGGCUAAUUUCUGCCUCCACUGUUGCUUCUGAGUCCCAUUUGCUGUGUACCACAGGAGCAGAGAGUGCUGUUGUGCUCGGAUCCUGCUUGUGGGUUUCCCACAGGCAUUUGGUUGGCCAAUGUGAGAAGAGGAUGCUGGACUACGUGGGCUAUUGGCCUGAUCCAGCAGGCUCUCCCUAUGUUCUUAUAUUCUUAAGCUGCUAGCCCAACAGAAAAGCGACCAUCCUGAUGGUUGUGUGACCUUAUACAGCAUUGAAUACAUUGCAUGUGCUCAUUGGGAGGAGGAAGCUGACUGCUUACACCAGGGGAAGAGGCUGAUCAGUGCAGGGCCCAGCCUGGUCCCUUGAAACUCACGGACUGCUUUUUGCUUGCAGGAAAAGCGCUGCUGGCUACCACCUAACAGGACUCUUUGUCGGCUCCGAGGGGACGCUGGGCCUCAUCACGCAGGCCAUACUGCGCCUGCAUGGCACCCCAGAGGCCACCGUGGCAGCCGUCUGCGCCUUUCCCAGCGUGCAAGCAGCUGUGGACAGCACUGUGCAGGUUCUUCAAACUGGGAUCCCCAUCGCCCGUAUUGGUAAGCAGGACUACAGGGCACCCCAGGCGGUGGCGGACAAGGGAGAAGAACAGGGUGGGCCAAAAGGCUUCCUUCCGGAGCCUGCAAGAUCAGGCCUCGUAAUGGUCUCAUCAGCCUGAAUCUUCUCUGUGCUGUAUAUAUAGGACUCCUCUCUGCCACUGGCUGAGUUGGGAUGGCAUGGAAUGUUCAGAAAUGGUCUAACUGCUGGGGUGGGUGGGAAGGGGUUAGACAUGGAAUGCAAAGGUCAGUGCAGGUGCUGUGUAAGGGAAGGAAUGGGACAGCUGGGUGGAAGAACCAGGACAUAAGAGCAGGAAGAACGGGGAGUGAGGGCAGUUAGAGGGGAAUUGGGAAGUAGAGGGGCUAAUGGCUGGCAUAUGUGUGUGUUUGUGCGGGGGGUAGAAGUGAGAUAAAGGAGCCUCAUGCCAUCUAGGAGCAAAAAGGCCUGAAGGCCAGAAGUAAAAGAUUUGAUGUCCAUUUAAUUGAUUGAUUGCAUUUAUACCCCACCCUUUUCUCCAAGCAUCUCAAGGUGAACUACGUGGUUCUCCCCCUCCUCAUUUAAUCCCCACAAGAGGCCUGUGAGUUAGGUUAGGCUGAGAGGAAGUGACCUCAUGGCUGAGCAGGGAUUUGAACUGUGGUCUCUCUCAGGUCCUAGUCUGACAGUCUAACCAUUACACCACCACUGGCUAUCAAAACAGUCAAGUCUGUGACCACAAGUGUUACCUUAAAAAUUGGAUCUCUUGUCGUGUUUUCUCCCACAAGGCGAGCCUUGCCUUUGAAACAAAUAAAUACAUUCCAUAGACAAAUUUAUUCAUGUAAGUUUGCGUUCACCUCCUUGCAUUGUCCAAUACGCACACACACUUUUUCCUUUCUUCGCCUCAAAACUGCUCUGGUGUGGAGGUGGUUUUUUGAUGCUGCAGGAAGGCUGCUCCCAUUGAUUCAUACACUAAGUAUCCCACGUGAGUCUACUCUGAAGUAAGCUCCAUGGUGUUCCAAGAGGCUUCCUCCCAGGUGUGUGUUGCAUUGCCCUCUAACUGUGCAGUCCUAACCAUGUCAGCUCAGAAGUAAAUCCUAUUGGUUUCAAUGGGGUGUAAGCUGGAUGAGGAUUGCAGCUGAAGUGGCCUUGCUUGCUCUGGGUUUUCCCUUCUGCUCCUGUGAUGUCCCCCUAUGGCGAGUGCCCCUCUUCUCUUUGCCACCAGAGUUCCUGGAUGAUGUCAUGGUGGCCGCCUGCAACCGCCACAGUGGCCUGAGCUACGCAGAGCUGCCCACCCUCUUCCUGGAGUUCCACGGCACUGAAAACAGCGUGGAGGAGCAGGUCCAAGCAACAGGUAGGUUCUGCAGAAGCCGGGCCAAGCCUGGCAGCCAGACAAGCCUGGGAAUAAGGCUGAGUCGGGAUAUGUUUGGCACAGCAGCCUGGCACCAGGCUUUGGUGGUGGUAGUGCAUAGUUAAACUAUGGAGCUCUCUCCCACUGAAGGCAGUGAUGGCCACCAACUUGGAUGGCUUUAAAAAAGGAUGGAUUCAUGGAGGAGAAGGCGAUCAACAGCUGCUAGCUUUGAUGGCUAUGCUCUGCCUCCACCGUUGGAGGCAGCAAUGCUUCUGAGCACCAGUUGCUGGAAACCACAGGAGGCGAGAGGGCUCUUGGCCUCUGCUCCUGCUCAUGGGUUUCCCCACAGGCAUCUGGUUGGCCGCUGUGAGAACAGGAUGCUGGACUAGAUAGGCUAUUGGCCUGAUGCAGAAGGCUCUUCUUAUGGUUGGCAGCAGAGAAGAAGAGGAGGAGUUUGGAUUUGAUAUCCCGCUUUAUCACUACCCAAAGGAGUCUCAAAGCGGCUAACAUUUUCCUUUCCCUUCCUCCCCCACAACAAACACUCUGUGAGAUGAGUGGGGCUGAGAGACUUCAAAGAAGUGUGACUGGCCCAAGGUCAUCCAGCAGCUGUAUGUGGAGGAGCGGGGACGCGAACCCGGUUCCCCAGAUUACGAGUCUACCGCUCUUAACCACUACACCACGCUGGCUCACCAGAGGUGGUAGUGGUGGGGCUCUGACACAAGGCUAUCUUCGCAGGGGAGAUUGUGCAGUCGAAUGGGGGCUCGGACUUUGUGUGGGCACGGGAGCAGGAGGCUCGCAGUCAGCUGUGGGCCGCACGCCACAAUGCCUGGUAUGCUGCGCUGGCCCUUCGCCCAGGCCGGAAGGUGAGUCAAGAGGGGAGAGGAGCAAGCUCUGGUGGGUGGCUUAGCACUUUAAAAAGAAAGAAAGAAAUCUGAUCUGCCUUGCAAUUUGGCUCCUUUGCUUGAGUUAUGAAGAACACUCUCCAUUAUGCUUCGUUUCACCUCUCACUUACCCUGUUCCGAACGCCACCUCCGUUCACGAGGAUCGCAAGGUUGAGUUACAAGCAGGUUCCUGAGUUUGGCUGACUGGCUACCUUCUUUUCAAGGUUGCUUCUGAGAAUGAGUUGUUGAUGAAAGAACUCUGCUGCAUGUGUAGUGAAACUAGGGUUUGGUGCAACGUGACUAGGCUGCUGUGGAGCCACACAAGGGUAGUAGCCUGGAGGGUUGCAGAGACUGAUUAAUGUGGGGUGGUAUUGAUGGGCUGAAGGCUAGGCAAGGGCAUUUUGAGGCCUGGUGGUUCUCAAAAAGAUGUCAAAAGGCUAGGAAGGGGAGAAAGUUAAGCCUCCUCAAAAGCAUUGCCCCACCCUUUCCCUCCUCCCAUCUGCAUCAUCUGCAGGGAUACUCGACUGACGUCUGUGUUCCAAUCUCCCGCCUCCCUGCAAUCCUGCUGGAAACAAAGAAAGAUCUACUGGAGUCCAAGCUCACAGGUGGGCAGAAUAUUGUUUGAGGAGCAUUCCAGAAAUGGGGGGGCCACCACUGAAAAGGCCUGAUUUUGUACUGCCACUUCUGAACCUCUAGUGGAAGGGAGCUCAAGAAGGAAGCCUUGGAUGACGAUGAGCGUGUGGGGAGAGGUGGUCCUUGAGCUACUGGGGUCCUGAGCUGUUUUCGUCCAGUUGAAGGGCACCAGAUUGAGGGAGGCUGGCCUCAUCUUCAUCCUGCAUCAUGGCAAACAAUGAUCUCUUUACCGCUGCUGGUUUUUCAGGCCCUAUUGUCGGCCAUGUUGGUGAUGGGAAUUUCCACUGCCUCUUGAUUUUUGAUCCGGAAGACGCCGAAGAAAGCAGGAGGGUGGCAGAGUUUUCCCAACGGCUGGUCAGGUAAGGAUCUGACUGGAGAUCAAGGGUCUGGAAACCAAGCCUUAUGAGGAAUGGUUGAGGGUUGUUCCAGAGAGAGGGGAUAUGAGAGCCAUCUUCAAACAUCUAAAAGGCUAUCACAUGGAAGAUGGAGCAAACUUGUUUGCUACUACUUCAGAGGGGAGGGCCUGAACCAGUGGAUUCUAAUGACAAGAAAGGAGAUUCCGACGAAACAUUUGAUAAAAACUUUCUGGCGGUAAGAGCUGUUUGACAGGGUAGUGGACUACCUUGGAAGGUAGUCCACCACUCUCCUUCACUGGAGGUUUUUAAGCAGAGGUUGGAUGGGCGUCUGUCAGAGAUUCUGGAGCUGUCAUUCCUUUAAACUAAUGAUGCUUGGGGUCCCUUCCAACUCGUACCCUGUGAUUCUAUAUUUUGUGGUAUGCAGGAAUCACUGCUGCUUAAGAGCCUCCAAUGAAUGAGAUGAUGGUGAUAAUAGAAGAGUCUUUCUGCUUCGUAAGUUAACCUUUCAAUAUGUGGGGGGCUGUCUAAGCCAAGGGGUGAGGCAAAACUCACAGCCCCUUUGUAUCCUUGCUGCCCCUUGUUUUAACAAGAGGACCAGAGGCAAAUGCUGGCUGGCAAACACUGGGAACUACGUACCAGCACAGAUGUUCUUAUGUUUUGAUCCAAUGUUUGUGCUUUUAUUAUUUUCCUCCAGGCGUGCAUUGGCGAUGGACGGCACCUGCACAGGGGAACAUGGCAUAGGCCUGGGCAAACGCCAGUUUUUGCGUGAGGAAGUAGACGAGGUGGCGCUGUCCACCAUGCAGCAGAUCAAGGUGGCGCUGGACCCUAAAAACCUCAUGAACCCUGGAAAGGUGCUGUGAGCCUGAGAUUGUCUGCGCAGAUGUAAUAACAGUGCUUUGUAGUGGAUUUACAUGGAACCGUCCACACACAUCAGUCCACUUUAGGAAUUGUUCUGUGAUGGUUCCCCAGUGUUAAUUGCAUCACUGCCAUCUGGAGGGGCACAGUAUUGAAAGUGGGAUUGUGUAUAUACUUUCCGCUACCAUCAUGAGCGCAAACCGUUACGGACACACGAUAAGGACGCUUGGAGUGUCCUCCCAUGAGGCCCAGCAUUUUUUCCCAUACAGGGCGAAAGCUCCAUCUUUGACUGAAAGCAUCUGUUGCGGAGGCUGCACCACAUACGCCCUUCCAAAGGGGGCUUGCCUACCAUCUCUGGCUCAUUUGCACUGCAAUCUUAAAAAUUAAACAAGUUCAGUUCAA